ACCGUUAACAGAGAGAGAGAGAGAGAGAGAGAGAGAGAGAGAGAGAGAUGGGUUCCCUUCCUCACGUAGUGGAAGAUUGCUUGGGCGUCCUCCAAGUCUUCAGCGACGGCUCCAUCUACCGGGCCGACGAGAUCGACUUCAGGAACAUCUUCGUCAUCGAAAACAAGUCCAUUGUCCUCAAGGACUACCUCUAUGACAAAGAGCACAGCCUCUCCCUCCGCCUCUACAGACCCACCUCGCCCCCACCAUCGGGUAAGCUCCCCGUCGUCUACUACCUCCACGGCGGCGGCUUCUGCGUGGGGUCGCGCCUGUGGCCCAACUGCCACAACUGCUGCACCCGCCUUGCCUCCGGCCUCGGGGCCCUGGUGAUCUCCCCGGACUACCGCCUCGCGCCAGAGCACCGGCUCCCGGCAGCUGUGGACGACGCGCACGGCGCAUUGGAGUGGCUCCAAAGCAAGGCCAAGAGCGAGGACGUCGAUGGGUGGUUAGAUCUCAAGGCGGUGGACUUUGGCCGGGUUUACAUACUAGGGGACUCGUCCGGGGGGAACAUCGCGCACCACCUGGCGGUCAAUCUAGGGUUCGGCUCGCCGAAGUUGGCCCCGGUCCAGGUGCAGGGCUACGUGCUGCUCGCGCCGUUCUUCGGCGGGGUCACCAGGACCGAGUCGGAAGAGGGACCAUGCGAAGGCUUGCUAAAUCUAGAGAUACUUGACAGAUUUUGGAGGCUAUCGGUGCCAAGUGGAGGAGAUAGAGACCACCCAUUGGCCAACCCGUUUGGACCAUCAAGCGCUAGCCUUGAGGCAGUGGCGCUCGACCCCAUCUUGGUGAUAGUUGGUGGGAAUGAGAUGUUGAAAGAUAGAGUGCAAGACUAUGCAGCGAGGCUCAAAGGGAUGGGGAAGAAUGUUAAGUAUGUGGAGUACGGGGGAAGGCAGCAUGGGUUCUUCACGAACGAUGCGUACUCGGAUGUUGGGAAUCAAGUCAUACAGGACAUUAAGAAGUUCAUGCUCGAGAGCUCCGACUAAUCAAAAUUAGGAGAGGAUCGUCAACGUUGUUCAUUUUGAGAUUUGCAAAGAAAGUGCGUGCAAUACUGGGUAGAGGGUGUGGUCUGUAAUCAAGUUAUUUAGCCUCUAUGUAGGAGGGUUUUCCCUUUCUCUUUUCACUUGUCUCUUAGCAAGUUUUCUUGCGGUUUGUACAAUAGUAUAGAUGAUGGGUUAUGAUAAAGUUGGCAACGAAAGGAUCUCACAAAUGUAAUGCUGGUUAUUCGAUACCAAUAAAACGGAAAAGGAAAGGUUUGCGAUGCAAA
Molecule: messenger RNA, 1300 nt
Organism: Syzygium oleosum
Lineage: Eukaryota; Viridiplantae; Streptophyta; Magnoliopsida; Myrtales; Myrtaceae
Product: probable carboxylesterase 15
Exons: 2
Coding region: 48-1019 (323 amino acids)
Molecular function (GO): hydrolase activity
Source: RefSeq, a predicted model, not a curated record